UGAGCGCCGCGACGCCGUGCCGGAAACCCUCCCGGGUCUUGAGGCGUAUGGAACCUCAAGGUCUUUAUGACAAUGGAAACCAAGAAGUUGAUUGGCAAACCGCUUCAACCAGCAAGACCUGUUCGUCAUCUCUCUUCUCCUCCAGGACCAGUGUUCCCUUUUAACUUUCAGAAUGAAUAUCCAUGUAACACUCAGUGCUUACAAAGUGGAGUUGGCAGAUGCAAGACGAAUGGAAUGCAAGCCUUUUCUCAAGGUCUGACUGAGCAAGAGCAGCACCAGUCUCCAGUUAAGAAAGAGAGAAUUAAAUACAGCAGAGAUUUCUUGUUGAAGCUUUCAAGUGUUUCCAUCUGCAGAAAAAAACCAGACUUUCUGCCUGAUCAUCCUAUUGUACUUCAAAACCCAGAAAACAACCAAAGUUUUAAGUAGCAUUUUAAGAACAGAUGAAUUUGAAGAUAAAGAAUUAUUCAUAUUAUAUUUUGGACACCUGCAAAUGAAGUGAACCUAGUAACAAUAACUGAUGGACUGUGACGAUUCAAUUUAUUUUUACUUUUGAUGGUUGGCUAUUUGGCUUCUCAUAAAAUGAGGAAGAGAUAUUGUAAACUAUAAAAAAAUUUUCUAAUCAAUUUCAGCUUUGCAGGCAGUUCCUGCAGAAAUUGGGAGGUGGCACUGGAAAGUGGGGAUG
Microtus ochrogaster (prairie vole) is the source of this 682-nucleotide messenger RNA. It is a transcript of the gene C18H8orf88, whose product is annotated as linkage group 5 C8orf88 homolog. Gene Ontology annotation, biological process: negative regulation of translational initiation. The transcript has 6 exons. Gene Ontology annotation, cellular component: cytoplasm. Lineage: Eukaryota; Metazoa; Chordata; Mammalia; Rodentia; Cricetidae. The coding region runs from base 67 to 426 and encodes 119 amino acids. Gene Ontology annotation, molecular function: eukaryotic initiation factor 4E binding. The record is from RefSeq and is a predicted model, not a curated record.